Molecule: messenger RNA, 6154 nt
Organism: Daucus carota subsp. sativus
Lineage: Eukaryota; Viridiplantae; Streptophyta; Magnoliopsida; Apiales; Apiaceae
Exons: 8
Coding region: 40-5943 (1967 amino acids)
Molecular function (GO): ATP binding
Source: RefSeq, a predicted model, not a curated record
CUCAAGUUUUCUUUAUAUACUGAUUAUUUUGUCCAGCUUAUGUUUAGUGGAAGCUUUACAAAAUCCUUCAAAAAGCUAGAGCCAGAGACCCAGAAUUUGGUACUACUCUUUUUGUCCAGGCUUGCCAAUGGAUGGAGACCAAAGGGGGUCAAUUCAGUUGUUAGCAGUGAAAGCUUUACAAAGAUUUUGAAGCAAUACAAGAUUAGGAGUUACUACAUUCUUUGUUCAGUUGACAUUUAUAAGGAAUUACGGUAUAUACAAACCUUGAAGGUUUGGGAGAUACUUCCUUUACAGGAUAUUCCAAAGAUGAUUACACGAUUGGAGCACAUAUUCAAAAUGUACACUGAAGAUUAUAUCUCUCGUUGCAGCAAAAAAUGUGUUGAGGGGAAAUUAGAAGUUCCAAUGACUUGGGCUGCCUCAGAAAAUAUAGUUCAAUAUAAAAGUCUUUCAAACACUGAAACUGGGGAAUCUUCCAAUACUAGUGACUUGGAUGGAAGAUGCCUUGAGAACUCAUCGGUGCGCGAGAGCCUACUUCUGAUGAAAUUUUACUCACUGUCAUGUGGUGCUAUGAGUAAUCUGCUAUCAGGCUGUGAUGGUGAAAGUUUAGGCAUACCAUUUGAAUUAACUGAUCAAGAACGUGAUAUUGUUCUUUUCAAUAGAAGCAGCUUUAUACUUGGGAGGUCAGGAACCGGUAAAACAACAGUGCUGACUAUGAAGCUAUUUCGAAAUGAUCAGUUGUAUCAUGUUGCUUCUGAAGGAUACCAUGAAGUAAGAACAGAUCCCUCUUAUGAGGAACAGAGAAAUGAGUAUAAUAAGGGAGACAUACUGCGCCAGCUUUUUGUUACUGUCAGCCCGAAGCUGUGUUAUGCAGUGAGAGAACAGUUUUCUCAGUUAAAAAGAUCUGUGUGUGGUGGAGACUCUAUGCCUGAGUGUCACUUGGUUCAGACAGAUGCUAUUGAUGAGGCAAUGCAUUCAGCUGACAUUCAAGAUUCUUUAUAUGAGCUUCCAACAAAUUCAUACCCCCUUAUCAUAACAUUUCAGAAGUUUUUGAUGAUGCUAGACGGAACCAUUGGAAUUUCCUAUUUUGACAGAUUUCCUAUUUUGAGGCAGUCAUCUCAUAGUGCAAUGGGUAAAUCAAGAUCAGUUGCCUUGCAAACCUUUAUCAGAACAAAGGAGAUUACCUUUGAAAAAUUCGAUUCCUUGUACUGGCCACAUUUUAACAAAGAUCUCACCAGGAAACUUUGUUCUUUAACUGUGUUCACGGAAAUUAUGUCUGUUAUAAAAGGGGGUUUACAAGCAACUAAUGAUGCCGUUGGAACACUCUGUCAACAAGAAUAUGUUGCACUGUCCAGUAACCGGGGAUCCACAUUGAGCAUGGAAAAGAGGGUUCACAUAUAUAAGAUUUUUUUAGAUUAUGAAAAGAGAAAGGUUGCUAAUGGUGAAUUUGAUCAAGCAGAUUUGGUGCUUGAUCUCCACCGUCGUCUCAAAGACAAAAGAUACAAUGGCGACGAAAUCGAUUUUGUGUUCAUUGAUGAAGUACAAGACCUUUCGAUGAGACAAAUUUCUUUAUUUAAGUACAUAUGCAAAAAUGUUCAUGAUGGCUUCUCUUUUUCGGGUGAUACUGCCCAGACAAUUGCAAAGGGCAUCAAUUUUCGUUUUGAGGACAUACGGUACCUGUUCUAUAGGGACUUUUUAGGACAGGAAAAUGAGAAAGGAAAAAUUUCAAGCUUAUUCCAAUUAAGCUAUAAUUUUCGUACUCAUAUUGGUAUUCUGAAGUUGGCUCAAACUGUAAUAAAUCUUAUAUGCCACUUUUUCCCUUAUUCAAUUGAUUUUUUAAACCCAGAGACUAGUCUCAUAUCCGGAGAAUCUCCUGUUUUGCUUGAGACUGAGGGCUUGGAUGCUUUGAGAAUAUUAUUUGGAAAUCCUGGAAAUGUCAUUGCAUUUGGAGCUGAACAAGUAAUCCUUGUUCGUGAUGACCGUUUGAAGAAGGAGAUAUGUGACUCUGUGGGGAAGAAAGCUCUCGUUCUUACCAUUUUUGAAUGCAAGGGCCUUGAGUUUCAGGAUGUAUUACUCUACAAAUUUUUCAGCUCCUCACCGUUCGAAAAUGAAUGGAGGGUAAUCUAUGAAUAUAUGAACGAUAAUAAUAUGCUUGUUUCUACUGCUUCGACAUCCUUCCCGAGGUUUGACCUGGAAAAACAUGGUAUCCUGUGUUCUGAAUUGAAGCAGUUGUAUGUCGCUGUUACUCGCACUAAACAAAGACUCUGGAUUUGUGAGAACAGUAAGGACUUUUCAGGACCAAUGUUUGACUACUGGAAGAAGUUGUGUGUUGCUAAAGUUAGAAAGAUGGAUGAUUCUUUCAUAAAGGAAAUGCAAGUUGAGAGCAAUGAGGAGGACUGGAGGUCGCGCGGCAUUAAGCUAUUCCAUGAGAACAACUAUGAGAUGGCAAUGAUGUGCUUUGAAAGGGCAGGGGACCCAUUUUGGGCAAAAUUGGCCGAGGCGUCUCUAUAUCAGGCUGCUGCACGUAGGAGAGAGUCAAAUUCUGAAAUGGCACGUAAGUACCUUAAAAGGGCUGCUGAAAUUUUUGAUGCUAUUGGGAAGGCAGAAUCUGCGGCCGGGUUGUUCGUAGAGAUAGAGGAAUAUGAAAGAGCCGGGUUCAUAUAUUUAAAUAUACUUCCGGAGCCUAAGCUGGAGAAAGCAGGAGAGUGUUUUUGCCUUGGUAAAUGUUUUAGACAAGCAGCAAAAGUAUAUGCCAGUGGUGGAUUGUACUCAAAGUGCAUAUCUGCUUGCAUUUAUGGAAAACUCUUUGAGAUGGGAAUGAAGUACAUGCAGGAGUGGAGACAAACGGGGAUUCUUGUAAAAUACAAGGUAGAGAUUAAUCGAAUUGUACAAGAGUUUCUUCACAAUGGUGCUAUAUAUUACUACGAGCAGCAUGAUCAUAAAAAAAUGAUGAAAUUUGUGGAGUCGUUUGAGUCAAAAGACUCUAUUCGCCAGUUUCUAAAUGAUUUUAGAUUGCACCGAGAGUUGUUAUAUCUGGAGGAAAAAUGGGGGAAUUUCCAAGAUGCUGCUCGAAUAGCAAAGCAGAUAGGAGAUAGUCUUCUUGAAGCUGAUCUUCUUUCAAAGUGUGGGGUGUUUAAAGAAGCAUCUCUGAUAAGUUUAUGGUACGUAUUUACAGAACUUACCAGGACGACGAAAGGGAAGUAUAGUCCAUACAAUUUCAAGCAUAUAUUAGAAAAGGCCAUGUCAACUGCAAAGAGCCACUCUGAUAGUCUCUAUGACUUUGCAUGUAUGGAGGCCUCUAUUUUAUCAGCACCAAAAUCCGCUGAAGAAAUUCCGGAAGCAGGACUACAGUUUGUUCGGCACUGGAGACAAAAUGUACCUGCUCGUCUUGUGAAGACUAGUUGUGAAUUAGACAAAACGGAACAGGAACUUCUCGAAAGAUGUGCACGCCGUUAUCAUAAUCUUGAAGAUAUUGAAACAAUGAUGAAAUUCGUGGAAGAUUUUCGGUCAAUUCAGUUAAUGCGUACCUUCUUGAAGACUGUGAAUCGUGUUCAUCAGCUUAUCUUGUUAGAAGAGAGAAAUGGAAACUUUCUGGAAGCAGCUGAAAUAGCUGAACUGACAGGAGAUGUUCUUUGGAAAUCUGAUCUUUUUCGAAAAGCUGGAUAUUUUGAAGAAGCAUCUUUGCUCAUUCUUUGGUAUGUGUUUGCGGAAUCUUCUUGGGCUGUAGGAAACAGAGCCUGGCCAUUGAGACAGUUUGCUCAAAAACGAGAGCUUCUGGACAAAGCAAAACAAAUAGCGUCAAACCAUUCUGAUCAGUUUCAUUUGUUUGUGUGCUCAGAGGCAAAUAUUUUGUCAAAUGAUGAAUUAAGCCUGUCUGAGAUGGGACAUUAUCUAUAUGCCUCCCCUGUCCAAAAAUCCCUUAGAAGUAAAGUUCUGGCUAGUAGGAGAGCUCUAGAUGCUCAUAUGAUUUCAUUGCCAUCAGCGUAUGAGUGGAAUGGUGAAUUGUUGAACAAUUUGGGAGAGAACGUUGAAGACAGGAUUGUUCGAAACCAGGUUUCUAUAGAGACUUUGGUAUUCUUAUGGAACUACUGGAAGGAUCAUAUCUUGGAGUUGAUUCAACAUCUCUGUUGUGAGGCUGGCCAGGACUCCGCAUUGGAGGAUUAUAUUUUGAAUUUGUUUGGUGUACGGAGGAAAUGUUGCAACCAAGAAAUUGUUUAUGUUAUUCUCAACUCUGAUGCAAUGUGGGUGAGAGAGAUUAAUUCCACUUCAUUAAGUAGAACAGGGGAUUCAGUUUGUAUUGCCCUUCACAAUUUUGUCCCUGCUGCUCUGAAUCAUCUUGCUUCUGAGUUGUUAUCUGUUGGUAUACAGGUGUUAGAUAAGCUCAGUCUUCUGUAUACUUAUUGUCAGAACAUUUCUCUCUCUGUCUUUUCUCAGAGUUCAUGCUUAGUUCAUAUGUUAAAGAUUGCAAAAUUUCUUGGAAACCACAAAUUUCCCAACUGCGAGUAUCUUGACAAAAGCAUGGUGCAUAAAUAUCUAAAUCUAUCAUCUGAAAAGUUAUACGACAUUGUAUUUCAUAUUGACUGUAAGAAAUCAUUGUCGAAAGAGAUGAUCACGUUCAGGAGAAGAGCAGAAGCUACUUCUGGUCUUAUCUCUUUUAUGAAUGCACAUACAAUUAGGCAGAUGGGAAACCUGGUAAUGCUGAUGCUAGGAUCUGGUAAAUACAGUUUACACUUGAAUGACAAUAUCAUGAAAUUCAUUGCAAGAAAUCAACGUUGGAAAGAAUUAGUCGAGGAAAUCAGUCAGAUUAGGUCAGGUCCUAACUCGUGCAUCAGUGAUUUAAAUGAUAUGUCAAGAGGAGUUUCUGUGGCUUCCUGUAUCUUUGCUGUGCUGAAGGAGUUUACUUGUGGUGAUUGGAGAUCGAAACCGGCUUCUGUAUUACCAACAAGUUUAUUGUAUCUUGCUGAGCGUCUUCUUGUAAUGGUUUCUUACUUCCAGGGUCACUUUUUUGUGACAAAGUCGGCAUGUGUAGAAUGGCUUAUGUAUGAAAGAUGGAAUGUUGGUUCAAGUCCCAUGGAACUGCAAGUGGUUUUUGAUGAUGUUCAUAAUGUUAUAGCCUCCCAAAUUGAGAUUCUGCUACUGAAUAAAAAUGAAACAUUGCUAUGGCUCGAAAAGUUGAAUUGCAACUUGGAGGAGUACUAUAGCCUAUUGGUUUUGAGGCUUAUGGUUUUAUUGUGCUUAAUUUGUGUGAAUUCUGGAAAGCAUUUUGAAAAGCUUUUUAGUUUGUUGGACAGAAAGGAAAUACGUUCUGAAUUGCCUGCGGAGUUUUGCAAUGCCCUUGGGAGGAGGAAUUGUUAUUUUAUUGAUGCUCUGUCUCAUGCUUUUGUAAGAAUUGAGAAUCCGCUGGUGAUUGUGAGUUUGGUGGGGAAUGUUGAGGACUGUUCAUGCUCAAGUGCAAUAUUUUUGAACAAGAAGAAGCUCAGUCAAAAUGAUUUGGUAUCCGAACUGUUUCAAGAUACGUGUGACACUAGUACAAUACAUGAUCAUAUUGAAGGAGAUGACAUGGGCAGGCCGUAUGGUCUUAUCUGGGAGAUAUUUUUUCAACUGGUAACACUAAACGAAGAAACUGGUAACCUAAUGCAAUUUAUGUCCAAAGCCCCAGUUGUUAAGGUGGAAGUGGAGAAACUUUCAAGCCUCUUAUCGCAUACAAUAGCGUCCUCUCAUGGGGCUAGCGGGUUCAAGAAUGAGGAAGACCUGUUUAUAGAAGCAAACGCGAUGGUAGAAGAGCUAAACCAACUCUCAUAUGCACUGGAUAUAAGGAAUCUCUGCGAGGAAAACAUACAGACAGUGGUGAUGAUUUCAAAACAGCUGCAAUCAAGGAGACCGAAGUUGGAGCCUUUCUUGGAUCAUCUUUUCAUGCAAAUGCAUCAGGAAAACAUGCACAAUUGAUUUUGUGACUAAUUUCUCAUUUUGUGGCCAUGCAACAAAAUAGAUGUGCCGAAUCUGCAUUAAGUUGAACUUGAACAAAUGAUGUUAAAUUUAGAGAGCUACUAGUUAAGUGUUUGUUUAGCAGCAGGUCCAAGAUUAAAACCAUGCUAAUGGCACACUGUAAAUAGCCGGAUUGUAGUCUGUACAGGAUAACCAAAUUUACAUCCUUUUU